Messenger RNA from Dichotomopilus funicola, 1299 nucleotides. RefSeq lists its product as uncharacterized. Bases 1 to 1299 code for a protein of 432 amino acids. Gene Ontology annotation, molecular function: hydrolase activity, acting on ester bonds. Lineage: Eukaryota; Fungi; Ascomycota; Sordariomycetes; Sordariales; Chaetomiaceae. The record is from RefSeq and is a predicted model, not a curated record. The transcript has a single exon.
AUGUGUCACCAGACGGAAGAUGGCCAACCGGCGUCGGCCACAACAACGCCCCAUCCCGACCACAACGGGGAAAACGACGACUUUCCCUGGCACAUUGGGGUUUGCGACGCACACUGCCACCCUACUGACACCAUGUCAUCAAUCGCCAGCAUCCCCCGGAUGCGCACACGCGUGUUGACCAUCAUGGCCACCCGUUCACAGGACCAAGACCUUGUGUCCUCGGCCGCGAAACAGGGAGGGAUUUCGAAACGCUCCGAGCUCGAGGAGCCGUGUCCGCCUACUGGCCAUGAUCGCAAGAUCAUACCAGCCUUUGGAUGGCACCCCUGGUUUUCGCACCAAAUCUACGAUGACACGGAGGAUAGUACUAGAACCGACGUUGGCCGAACCUACGACCCGUCAUCUUCAGAAGGGCAGGACCAAAAGGCGUUACAUUACAAGGCUGUGCUCUCGCCAGAGCCCGACGCCAACUUCAUCGCCUCGCUCCCCGAACCAUUGUCGCUACGUGAUUUCCUUACUUCCACCCGCGAACGCAUCCUUGGUGCGAGCGGGCCGGUUCUGAUCGGCGAGGUUGGCUUGGACAAAGCCUUCCGCUUGCCUUGGCCAUGGAAGGAGGCCGAAAAAUCGGAUCGCGACGUCGAGUUAACUCCCGGUGGGCGCGAGGGCCGUCUUCUGAGCCCGCACCAUGUGAGGGUACCGCAUCAAGCACGCGUGUUGAGGGCACAGCUAAAGUUAGCGGGCGAGCUGGGUGUCGCGGCGAGUGUGCACGGUGUGCAGGCGCACGGGGUGCUGUUUGAAGCUCUAGCUGGGUUGUGGAAGGGACAUGAAAAGGAGGUGGUGUCGAGACGACAACAGAAAAUGGUAGCGAAGGGAGCGGAGGACUUUUCCAGCUCUGAGGAGGAGGAUUGGGAGGAGAACGGGGAAGACCCGCCACGAAAGAAAGAGCAGGCCAAAGCUUACAAGCCAAAGCCAUUUCCGCCUCGUGUGUGUCUGCACUCGUUCAGCGGCUCUUCGCAGACAUUGCAGCAGUAUCUCAACCCGGCCAUCCCAGUCAAGGUGUUCUUUUCCUUCUCGACGGCUAUCAACCUGUCAACGGCGGGUGGGGAGAGCAAGUUUCCCGAGGUCCUGCGCGCAUGUCCUGACGAUCGGGUCUUAGUCGAGAGUGACUUGCAUUGCGCUGGCCCUGAGAUGGACCGCCUUUUGGCCGAUAUUGCACGGAGGGUCUGCGAGAUCAAGGGCUGGUCAUUGGAGCAGGGCCUGACAAGGAUGCGCAGGAAUUACGACGACUUCAUUUUUGGCUGA